This is a messenger RNA of Mauremys mutica (yellowpond turtle), 4281 nucleotides long. RefSeq names its product vasoactive intestinal polypeptide receptor 1-like. The record is from RefSeq and is a predicted model, not a curated record. The transcript has 13 exons. Gene Ontology annotation, molecular function: peptide hormone binding; G protein-coupled peptide receptor activity. Gene Ontology annotation, cellular component: plasma membrane. Gene Ontology annotation, biological process: cell surface receptor signaling pathway; adenylate cyclase-modulating G protein-coupled receptor signaling pathway. NCBI's taxonomy places the organism in Eukaryota, Metazoa, Chordata, Testudines, Geoemydidae. Bases 424 to 1698 code for a protein of 424 amino acids.
GGCAGGCACAGGGGCUCGGCUGGAGCAGGGUACAGAGGAAGGAAUUGGCAGAAGACGCCAGGGGGCGAGAAGGGAGCAAGUGAGAGACAGUGGCAGGGCGCAGCAGGACCUGACUGGCUGGGCUGGUCUGGUGCACAGGGAGGGCGCAGGGGGAGCUGGGCACACAGGGAGCUGAGGGUGCAGGGAACUGGGAGCGCAGGGAGCUGGGCAUGUAGUGGGAGCUGGACUUGCAGAGGGACCUGCGUGCCAGGGCCAUCACUGAGGCCAGGUGCCCUGAUCACACUUGGUGGAUCCCAUCGGAGAAGGAGCAGGGGACAGCACUGCCCCUGCAGAGGCAGGGACAUGAAAGAGGAGCUGGACUAAUCCCUUGUCCUCGGUGCUGACCCCCAAAGGCAGUGGGAGAAGUGGCUCCCUGCUCCAGAGAUGCGGGGAACACGGCAGCUCUUUGGGGUCAGGCGGCUGCUGCUCCUGCUGGCAGCGAUCCCACUCACACAGGUGCAGGCAACCCACCCGGAGUGCUCCAUCGUUCUGCAUUUACAGGAACGAGAGGCUGAGUGUCUGGAAACAAUCAGGAGUGAAAACCAAAGCAACGAGUCUCCAGAGUCUUCCAGCUGGAAAGGCUGUUCGAGGGAGUGGGAUGGCGUCAGCUGCUGGCCGGCGGUGUCAAUUGGCCAGUCCCAUGCAGUGACCUGUCAAGAGAUCCUUCAAGUAUUCAAGAAAUCUCAAGUGUUGAUACGCAGGAACUGCACAGAGUCCGGCUGGAGCAGCCCCAGUCCCCUGUACUACGCCUGCGAGCUGAAUGGCAGCAAUAAGGACACAGAAGCCAAGGGGGCCUAUUUUGCCACUGUGAAGGUGCUUUAUACCUGUGGCUACUCCACCUCCCUGGCUGCUCUGCUCCUGGCCAUCAGCAUCUUCUCCUGCUUCAGGAAGCUUCACUGCACCAGGAAUUCCAUCCACAUCCACUUCUUCUCCUCCUUCAUAAUGCGGGGAGCUGCCGUGUUCAUCAAAGACUCCGUGCUCUUCGCGGAUGAAUCCAUCAAUCACUGUACCAUGUCAACGGUGAACUGCAAAGUGGCCAUUGCCUUCUUCCAGUACUCCGUGCUGGCCAACUUCUACUGGCUCCUCGUAGAGGGGAUGUAUCUGCAAACACUGCUGCUGUUCACCUUCAUCUCUGACAAGAGGUAUUUCUGGUGGUACACCCUCAUCGGCUGGGGUGUCCCUAUGCUCAUUGUGAGCUUGUGGAUCUUCGCCCGGCUACAAUACGACAACCAUGGGUGUUGGGAUGACUAUGCCAGUCUGUACUGGUGGGUGAUCAAGGCUCCCAUUCUCUUUGCCAUCUUUAUGAACUUCCUCAUAUUCCUGAAUGUGAUCCGAAUGUUAGUGCAGAAGAUUCGAUCCCCUGACGUCGGCAAAAACUACAAGCAGCAGUACAUGAGACUGGCAAAAUCCACACUGCUUCUCAUCCCCCUCUUUGGGGUUCACUACGUGGUAUUCGCCCUCUUCCCGGAACAUAUUGGCGUUGAAGCAAGACUCUAUUUCGAAUUGGUUCUUGGCUCCUAUCAGGGGUUCCUGGUGGCUCUGCUGUACUGCUUCCUGAAUGGGGAGGUGCAGGCUGAGAUCCAGAGGAACUGGGGCAAAUGGCAGUCGUCCAUGGAGAGCAAUGUCUUCAACCUGGUGACCCAAGACUUUACAGCCUGAGAAGGGAAAGGGCUGGUGAUAAACAGCUUCCCAAAGCCUGACCGCUACUCCGUGCUCCACAGCAGCAGCCCCAGCGGGGAGUAGGGCAGCGCCUUGCAUUCCACUUUGCCACCCAGUUUGUUUCAGCUUCCUUGGCCAAACAUACAGAGAUGGGGACUGAGGGAAAAGACCUUGUAGAUCCACUCAGAGAUUGCUGCAGGGUCGUACUCUGCAUUCUAUUCUCCAGGGCUUUGUCCAGCUUUGUGUUCAAUGUCCCAAGAAACAGACCUUCCUCCCCUUCCCUCAGGGCAAUGCCCCACAGGCAAAGAUUUUGCACUUGGGAAAAGUUUCCAGAGAGUCAGGGUGUAUUCUCCAUUCGUUGCCUUCCUCCUAGUUGUAAGCCAUGCACUGCUCUAACUCACUCUUUCCCCUCCCUGCCAUGGGCCCCCACCCUGCUAUCAGCUGUUGUGACUCACGUACCCCACAUAUCCAACCCGCCAGUCUCCUUAGCAGGUGUAAAUACUUAGGGUUUUUCUCCAUCUUUCUGGUCCUGAGCUGCACGGGAUGCAGCGUCACCUGGCACAGCCUGCCCAGGGCCAGAUGUCGGCAUCGCCUGAUGUGGCCUGCCUGGGCCAUAUAGAGAAAGGCAAUUGUAUUCCUGCCCCAUGAUGUGCUACCUGCCCUGAAGGCCUCUCUUUUGCUGCCAUGGUGUGUUUGUUCUUUACGCUCACUCCCAAGGCAUUUCAGCCUGGUUACCUGGCAGGUUCUUCUCAGGUGGCUUUGCAUGUUUUCAAGCUGAAUCUUAUUUUCUGUGAUUCCUGUUCCUUUCCAUGGUGCUCACAGCUCCUCCUGGCUUAAUGCCAUCUGCAGAAUUCAUCAGCGUGUGGUUUUCUCCCUCUGCCCAGCCCAGUAAUGGAGAUGUUGGAUGAGGCCAGCCCUUGCACAACACACAUCCCCAGCUCCAUGCCUUGCUGUUUACCCCUUGCCAACACUUCAUCUGAUACUUCACCCUUUGGCUUUGGUUCUUCCAGCCCUGUCCCCACCCACAGGACAGGAUUCCCACACCCGGCAGUUGGAAUCAGAGUGGACAGGGUUCGCUCCUCUGCAAGGAGCCAGCAUUAGGGUGAGGUCCUGCUUCAGUCCCAAUUUUAGGCUUUUAAUGAUGUCUUGGCUUCAUGCAGGCCCUGUGCAUGGGGAGAAUUUUGCCCUGUAGCAGGAUUUGGUGAGACACUGAACUGGGCUCUCCCCAGAGCUGAGCACCAUAGGCUGGGUGCACACUGGGUGCUGAAUGCCUCUGAAAAUCUGGCCAUAUGUCAAGCCAUCAUCAUCACCAGUCUUCCCACACCAUCAGGGUGUAUGUAGCCUUUAUUGUUAUUUAAAGGUAAUUUUAGUGCUGUUCUGUUACACCAUCGAGGGCUCGGCUCUGGCGGCUACAGUUCAGCAGAGCUCUCUCUGCCCGUUUUAGCUCUAGAGCUCCUAGGAACACACGAAGCCAUAAGCAAAUAACAGACAAUCACAAGAAGGUUUAUUAUCUUGUAUCCAUUUUACUAAUGUUACCAACACCGUUAUGAGUAUCACAGCAUAUACAACGCCUAGAUCUAUCCAGGCACCAGUUCUAACUGCAGCCAGACUCACAUCCAACACUAUCCAGCAACCCACAUCCAACAACCCAUCCAGCAGUAGGGUCUGGUGGGUCUCUCAUGGAUUGACCAGCACAGGGAUGCUUUCUGCUGGAGUUUGCCCAGAGGAAGUUCAAUUUUCCCAUUCUGGGCACCCCCUUUUUAUAAUGUGAUUCUGCCUGUACUUAUAUUCCAUGCAUGUACAUGGAAGUGUCACCCCUCUUUUCAUUAUUGGGCCUCUAGAAACAGAAGGGACCCGGAUUUCUAGAGAAUCAUAGAAUAUCAGGGUUGGAAGGGACCUCAGGAGGUAUCUAGUCCAACCCCCUGCUCAAAGGAGGACCAAUCACCAACUAAAUCAUCCCAGACAGGGCUUUGUCAAGCCUGACCUUAAAAACCUCUAAGAAAAGAGAUUCCACCACCUCCCUAGCAUUCCAGUGCUUCACCACCCUCCUAGUGAAAAAGUUUUUCCUAAUAUUCAAAAAAGGUCAUGUAUAGGUCAUGUAGGUUCUCUUUAUUCUCAUUGGUAUUGACACUCAACCUGUAUCCCGAGGUUCAGAUGCAUGUGGGAGACAGAUGUGCCUCUACCACAUUUUUAUGUUUUAAAAUUAAUCUUCCAGCUAAUUUUUCGCAAUGUUACCCUUAGUGCCGCUUUUCCCAUCAUCUCAGUGCAUCGGGUUAUUCUUCAGUCACUUACUCUGUCAGCAUUUCUUAGCUCCAGGGCCUAAAAUAGCUAGGCUAAAAUCUUGCAGGCCUCAGCCUACAAGUCUUACAUUUCAGCCUUUCUUACUUAGCUAGCUAAUCCCUGAUUCCCUCUAACUACUGUUCAAGCUUAUACUUCUAUCAUCCUAUAGCUUAACUUGAUUCACUGUACAAUGCUUAUAUAUAACAUGACAUGGUAAUUAAUCAUAACAUCACCCAAUAACUGGAUAAUAAACUAAAAUCAUUGGCUACAAGGGUCAUCAGGCAGGAGUUAAACUGCGCCAUU